Messenger RNA from Clonostachys rhizophaga, 456 nucleotides. Lineage: Eukaryota; Fungi; Ascomycota; Sordariomycetes; Hypocreales; Bionectriaceae. The record is from the annotation of a GenBank genome assembly.
AUGACAACUCAUGGUCUGUUCUCUGCCCCAAUAUACUUUGCUCGGCAAGCGGCGAAAGGGUCUAUAUUCGCCUACCAUUUCGACGUUCUCUCGCCGUUCAAAAAUGCUUGGGGUGGGAUGGCGCAUCAUUCCUUCGACAACGUGUUAAUAUGGGGAUUGUUGAAACACGAGAUGCCACAGUCAUAUGCAAAGGUCUCUGAGCUUAUGGCUGAGGCAUGGAUUAGGUUUGCAAGCGGAGAGGACCCUUGGGAGAGACUUUCAGACAGCGGCAAAUACAAGGUGUUUGGCCUUGAGCAGACUAUUUUGACAAGUAAAGGUGAUGACUUGGAACGCGGGCAUCAGGUCUGGGACAAACUUCACGACUUGGGGCUCGUGGCAGAUUUAGCGAGGCUCAGUGAAGAGUUGUGUCUCAGAAGACGGGAACUGACGCAAGGUAUCUCGGUUUCAUUAAUCUGA